AUCUCUCGAUUUCGAGCUGUAUCAUCAACUAGCUAGGGUUCCUUAAUUGCUCCCUGCUUUUGGUUUCUAUCGUUUGAGGUUCUUUAUUUUUGCGGAUAAGAAGGAUAAAGUUAUCGUUUAUUGAUAAGUUUUCUACUGGGAAGUUGCAACUUUUUCUAGAUUUAGGACGUUACAAAUUUCAAUCAUGAGUGCAUCAUGGGCAGAUGUGGCUGAUUCAGAGAAGGCCGGUUCUAAGCCAAAGACUUCUUACGUUCCCCCACACCUACGGAACAGGCCAUCAGAGCCUGUUGCUGCUCCUUUGCCACAAAAUAAUCAUGCAGGGUAUGGUGCUCAACCAGCUGGGUCUCGAUGGGCUCCUCCUAGCAGUGGGGGUGGUGGUGGCAGCGGCGGUGCCUAUAGGAAUGAUGGAGGACGCCCUGGCUAUGGUUAUGGUGGUGGAGGAGGAGGUGGUGGCUGGAACAACAGAAGUGGAGGGUGGGACCGUAGGGAACGUGAAGUAAACCCAUUUGGAGAUGAUGCUGAGUUAGAACCGGUCUUUACGGAGCAGGAGAAUACAGGCAUUAAUUUUGAUGCCUAUGAAGAUAUUCCAGUUGAGACCAGUGGGGGAGAUGUGCCUCCUCCUGUUAACACAUUUGCAGACAUAGAUCUUGGGGAUGCAUUAAAUCUGAACAUCCGGAGGUGCAAGUACGUGAGGCCAACACCGGUACAGCGUCAUGCUAUUCCAAUACUGCUUGCAGAGAGGGAUUUGAUGGCCUGUGCACAGACAGGGUCUGGGAAGACAGCUGCUUUUUGCUUUCCAAUAAUUAGUGGAAUCAUGAAAGAUCAGCAUGUAGAAAGACCCCGUGGUUCACGGGCGGUUUACCCUUUUGCAGUCAUCCUCUCACCAACAAGGGAAUUGGCAUGCCAGAUACAUGAUGAAGCCAAAAAAUUCUCCUACCAAACUGGUGUGAAGGUUGUUGUUGCUUAUGGAGGAACACCUAUUCACCAGCAGCUCAGGGAACUCGAGAGGGGUGUUGAUAUCCUUGUGGCAACUCCUGGCCGGUUAAAUGAUUUGCUAGAGAGAGCUAGAGUCUCAAUGGAGAUGGUUAAAUUUUUAGCUCUAGAUGAGGCAGACAGGAUGCUGGACAUGGGUUUUGAGCCACAAAUUAGAAAGAUUGUUGAACAGAUGGGCAUGCCUCCACGUGGGGUGAGACAAACAAUGUUGUUCAGUGCUACAUUUCCAAGUGAGAUCCAGAGACUUGCAGCUGAUUUCAUGUCAAACUAUAUAUUUUUGGCUGUGGGAAGAGUUGGUUCAAGCACUGAUUUAAUUACCCAAAGGGUUGAGUUUGUCCAAGAGUCUGACAAGAGAAGCCAUCUCAUGGACCUGCUUCACGCGCAGAGAGAGACCCAAGACAAGCAAUCAUUGACAUUGGUUUUUGUGGAGACAAAGAGGGGAGCUGAUACUUUGGAAAAUUGGCUGUGCAUGAAUGAGUUUCCAGCAACCUCCAUUCAUGGCGAUAGAACACAACAGGAAAGAGAAGUGGCACUGAGGUCCUUCAAAACUGGGAGAACACCUAUUUUGGUUGCAACAGACGUGGCAGCACGUGGUCUUGACAUUCCCCACGUGGCUCAUGUUGUAAACUUUGAUCUACCAAAUGACAUCGAUGACUAUGUCCACCGUAUCGGACGAACAGGACGUGCCGGCAAAUCUGGAAUAGCAACUGCCUUCUUCAACGAGAACAAUGCACAAAUGGCUAGGUCGCUUGCUGAGCUGAUGCAAGAAGCCAAUCAAGAGGUGCCCGAGUGGCUCACACGAUACGCUUCACGUGCUUCAUUUGGUGGUGGUAAGAAAAAGUCUGGUGGUGGUCGGUUUGGUGGCCGUGACUUCAGAAGGGAAGGCUCUUACAGUAGAGGAGGCGGCGGAGGAGGAGGCGGCAAUGAUUACUAUGGCGGAGGAGGCUAUGGUGGUGGUGGAUAUGGUGGUGCUCCAAGCGGUGGGUAUGGUGCUGGAGUGACCAGUGCUUGGGAUUAGCCGAUUAGGCUCCCCAAUUUUUCCUC
Molecule: messenger RNA, 2037 nt
Organism: Arabidopsis arenosa
Lineage: Eukaryota; Viridiplantae; Streptophyta; Magnoliopsida; Brassicales; Brassicaceae
Source: the annotation of a GenBank genome assembly